Echinops telfairi (small Madagascar hedgehog) is the source of this 3170-nucleotide messenger RNA. RefSeq names its product SKI family transcriptional corepressor 1 (gene SKOR1). Lineage: Eukaryota; Metazoa; Chordata; Mammalia; Afrosoricida; Tenrecidae. The coding region runs from base 1 to 2475 and encodes 824 amino acids. Gene Ontology annotation, cellular component: nucleus; transcription regulator complex. Gene Ontology annotation, molecular function: DNA-binding transcription factor activity, RNA polymerase II-specific; SMAD binding; RNA polymerase II cis-regulatory region sequence-specific DNA binding. Gene Ontology annotation, biological process: negative regulation of BMP signaling pathway; negative regulation of transcription by RNA polymerase II. The transcript has 10 exons. The record is from RefSeq and is a predicted model, not a curated record.
AUGGCGUUGCUGUGUGGCCUUGGGAGCGGCGGCAUGGAGGCUCUCACCACCCAGCUGGGGCCAGGGCGCGAAGGCAGCUCCUCGCCCAACUCCAAGCAAGAGCUGCAGCCCUACUCCGGUUCCAGCGCUCUGAAACCCAACCAGGUGGGCGAGACGUCGCUGUACGGGGUGCCUAUCGUGUCGCUGGUCAUCGACGGCCAGGAGCGCCUGUGCCUGGCGCAGAUCUCCAACACCCUCCUCAAGAACUACAGUUAUAAUGAGAUCCACAACCGCCGCGUGGCCCUGGGCAUCACGUGCGUGCAGUGUACGCCGGUGCAGCUGGAGAUUCUGCGUCGGGCCGGGGCCAUGCCCAUCUCGUCGCGCCGCUGCGGCAUGAUCACCAAGCGAGAGGCCGAACGCUUGUGCAAGUCGUUCCUGGGCGAACACAAGCCACCCAAGCUGCCUGAGAACUUCGCCUUCGACGUGGUGCACGAGUGUGCGUGGGGUUCUCGUGGCAGCUUCAUCCCUGCGCGUUACAACAGCUCGCGUGCCAAGUGCAUCAAGUGCGGCUACUGCAGCAUGUACUUCUCGCCCAACAAGUUCAUCUUCCACUCGCAUCGCACGCCCGACGCCAAGUACACGCAACCUGACGCCGCCAACUUCAAUUCAUGGCGUCGUCACCUUAAACUCAGUGACAAGUCGGCCACGGACGAGCUGAGCCACGCGUGGGAGGACGUCAAGGCCAUGUUCAAUGGCGGCACACGCAAGCGGACCUUCUCGCUGCAGGGAGGCGGCGGGGGUGGCGGGGCUAAUGGCGGGGCUGCUGGACAGGGGAAGGUUGGUGCUGGCAGUGGCGGCGCGGGUGGCCCCGGGUGCGGCGCAGAGAUGGCCCCAGGUCCGCCACCCCAUAAAAGCCUGCGCUGUGGCGAAGAUGAGGCGUCCGGGCCUCCGGGGCCACCUCCUCCCCAUCCGCAGCGCGGCCUGGGCCUAGCUGCCGGAGCCGGCGGCCCCGCGGGCCCCGGAGGACCUGGUGGGGGCGCCGGCGUACGCAGCUACCCGGUGAUCCCGGUGCCCAGCAAGGGCUUUGGCCUACUGCAGAAGCUGCCCCCGCCGCUGUUCCCUCAUCCCUAUGGCUUCCCCACGGCCUUCGGCCUCUGCCCCAAGAAGGACGAUCCGGUGCUAGGAGCGGGCGAGCCCAAGGGCGGCCCUGGCACCGGUGGCGGUGGGGCUGCGGGCACUGGCGGCGGCGCGGGCGGUCCGGGAGCUGGCCACCUGCCCCCAGGGGCCGGAGCCGGCCCCGGCGGCGGUGCCAUGUUCUGGGGACACCAGCCUUCCGGCGAAGCCCCUAGAACGGCCGCGCGCAAAGGCUCCUACGUGUCGGCCUUCCGGCCGGUGGUCAAGGACGCCGAGAGCAUCGCCAAGCUCUACGGCAGCGCCCGCGACGCGUACGGUGCGGGUCCGGCCCGUGGGCCGGGGCCGGGAGCGGGGGCCGGCGGGGGCUACGUGAGCCCGGACUUUCUGAGCGAGGGCAGCUCCAGCUACCACUCUGCCUCGCCCGAUGUGGACACGGCUGACGAGCCCGAGGUGGACGUGGAGUCCAACCGCUUCCCCGACGACGAGGUCGUCCAGGACGAGGCUGAACCUGGCGCGCCCAGCCUGGGAGGAGGCCCCGACGGCGACCCACUGACCGGACCGCCGUCCGCCACCUCCUCCGGCGCUGAUGGCUCCGCAGACUCGCCCGCGGGCAGUAGCCCCCAGCCCAGGCGCCGCCCGGGGCCACCUCCCUCCGGCCGGUCCGCAUUUGGGGACCCGAUAGCCGACGACGUGGUGCGGAGACCAGAGAGGAGCCCCCCAAACAGUGGCUACGAGCUGCGAGAGCCUUGCGUGCCGUUGGGGGGCCCCGCGCCGACCAAGGUGUACGCGCCCGAGCGGGAGCAGCACGUGAAGAGCGCGGCGGCUACGCUGGGGCCCGCGGCCUCCUACCUCUGCGCUGCCCAGGCCCACGAGCCGGAUAAGGAAGACAAUCACUCGACUGCAGAAGAUUUGGAGACGAGGAAAGCUUAUCCAGACCAAAGGAGUGUCUCCCAGCCCAGUCCUGCAAAUACGGACCGAGGUGAAGAGGGACUCACCUUGGAUGUCUCUGGCACUCAGCUAGUGGAGAAGGACAUUGAGAACCUGGCCAGAGAUGAGUUACAGAAACUCCUCCUGGAGCAAAUGGAGCUCCGCAAGAAGCUGGAACGGGAUUUUCAGAGUCUCAAAGAUAAUUUUCAGGAUCAAAUGAAGAGGGAAUUGGCUUAUCGAGAAGAAAUGGUACAACAGCUGCAAAUUGUCAGAGACACCCUGUGUAACGAACUGGACCAGGAGCGGAAGGCGCGCUACGCCAUCCAGCAGAAACUAAAAGAAGCCCACGACGCUCUGCACCACUUCUCCUGCAAGAUGCUGACGCCCCGCCACUGCACCGGCAACUGCUCCUUCAAGCCCCCGCUGUUGCCCUAGGGCCGGCCCGGCCGCGCCUUCGCGCCCUCAAGCCAUGCUGCUCAUGUCCUGUAAAUACCCGCGGCCGCGGAGGCCCAGAGCGAGGAACAAGCCAUUCGGAUCGGACCGAUGUAAAUACGGCCUCCCGCCCGCCGGCUCCCUUCCCGGGCUCCCUAGCCCAGGGCCCCCAGCUCCGUUUCCAAAUGUAAAUACUGCCUCACCCCAAGGCUGAACUCCAGGACAUGGAACCUCAAGGGUAAACUGGACCAAAAGAGGGGAGAAAAGGGAAGGGUGGGGGGUAUCUCUCCCUUCCACUGUCCAGCCCUGGGCCCCAGGGUUGUGAAUACCGUGCAGCAACUUCGCGGGGGUCGGCCCGCGCUGCCCAGUCCGGUCCACUUCUGAAACACUGGUUCCUAACGACAAAGUGGCUAUGUGCAAUGGAUAUAAAUGUAUUGUGAGUCUCUUGGUUCAGUACUGGGUUCACUUUAAUUUGUUUUUGCUGUAAGUUAUUUUGCUUCCCCUCCUGGCCCUACUUCCACUUCCGUUUUGCAUCCCCAUUUGGGUUUUGCUUUGUCUAUCAUUCGUUGUAACUUCUUGGUGUAACAGCACUUUAAAAGGGCGACAACCGACUCACGAGAUGGCGGCCACCUUGAGCCUGUUUGGGGAAACCAUUCUGUAUCUGUGACUUUGUUUUGUUUCUAAUAAAACAACAAUGG